Molecule: messenger RNA, 860 nt
Organism: Staurois parvus
Lineage: Eukaryota; Metazoa; Chordata; Amphibia; Anura; Ranidae
Source: the annotation of a GenBank genome assembly
UGGACAGAGGGGUGGCGGUGGACGUGGUAUACUUGGACAGAGGGGUGGCGGUGGACAUGGUAUACUUGGACAGAGGGGUGGCGGUAGACGUGGUAUACUUGGACAGAGGGGUGGCGGUGGACAUGGUAUACUUGGACAGAGGGAGUGGCGGUGGACAUGGUAUACUUGGACAGAGGGGUGGCGGUGGACAUAGUAUACUUGGACAGAGGAGUGGCUGUGGACGUGGUAUACUUGGACAGAGGGGUGGCGGUGGACGUGGUAUACUUGGACAGAGGGAUGGCGGUGUGACAUGGUAUACUUGGACAGAGGGGUGGCGGUGGACGUGGUAUACUUGGACAGAGGGGUGGCGGUGGACAUAGUAUACUUGGACAGAGGAGUGGCGGUAGACGUGGUAUACUUGGACAGAGGGGGUGGCGGUGGACAUGGUAUACUUGGACAGAGGGUGGCGGUGGACAUGGUAUACUUGGACAGAGGGUGUGGCGGUGGACGUGGUAUACUUGGACAGAGGGGUGGCUGUGGACGUGGUAUACUUGGACAGAGGGAUGGCGGUGGACAUGGUAUACUUGGACAGAGGGGUGGCGGUGGACGUGGUAUACUUGGACAGAGGGGAGGCGGUGGACAUAGUAUACUUGGACAGAGGAGUGGCGGUAGACGUGGUAUACUUGGACAGAGGGGUGGCGGUGGACAUGGUAUACUUGGAACAGAGGGGUGGCGGAGGACGUGGUAUACAUGGACAGAGGGGUGGCGGUGGACGUGGUAUACUUGGACAGAGGGGUGGCUUUGGACAUGGUAUACUUGAACAGAGGGGUGGCGGAGGACGUGGUAUACAUGGACAGAGGGGUGGCGGUGGACGUGGUAUA